Messenger RNA from Ectocarpus sp. CCAP 1310/34, 483 nucleotides. Lineage: Eukaryota; Phaeophyceae; Ectocarpales; Ectocarpaceae. The record is from the annotation of a GenBank genome assembly.
GUAUGUAGCUAUCCCCACGCAGCGCGUCUAUGUUCAAAAACCAAUGCAUCUGUGAGGUUUCAGUAUGCAGCUAUCCUCACACACCACGUCUAGGUGUCUCGCAAUCUCCAAUACAAACAACCUGUGAGGUUCAAUAUGUGUCUAUCCUCAUUCAACGCGUCUAUGUGUCCGGCACUCCAACAUCACUCAACCCGUGGGGUUCCAGCAGCUAUCCCCACGCAACCCGUCUAUGUGUCUGGCAAUCUCAAACCUCCCCUUUCCGUGGGGUUUCAGUAUACAGCUAUAAUCACUCAACACGUCUAUGUGUCCGGCAAUCUCCUACAUCACUCAACCUGUGAGGUUUCCGUAAGCAAUCCUCACUCCACGCAUCCAUGCGUCACGCGUCUUUGGUAGCGCAUACUAUGGGGGCUAUAUUUGGGGUGGCGUGUUUUUCGGCGCUUUCUUUGCCAACAGCGCCAACCCACUGAAGUCUAGAUUGGAGGG